This is a messenger RNA of Hydra vulgaris (swiftwater hydra), 3583 nucleotides long. RefSeq names its product PAS domain-containing serine/threonine-protein kinase. Lineage: Eukaryota; Metazoa; Cnidaria; Hydrozoa; Anthoathecata; Hydridae. Gene Ontology annotation, biological process: intracellular signal transduction; negative regulation of glycogen biosynthetic process; protein phosphorylation. Gene Ontology annotation, cellular component: cytoplasm; nucleus; cytosol. Gene Ontology annotation, molecular function: ATP binding; protein serine/threonine kinase activity. The record is from RefSeq and is a predicted model, not a curated record.
UUUGUAACUGUAAAGAAAAAUGUAUUCGUCAAUGUCUGGUCUCCGUCAUUUAAAUCAUUCAUCUCAACUAAGUCAUAUUCGAGAUGAUGGACUCAAUAUUGAAUCAAUGAAUAUUACUGAUCUUCAUGACUUGGCAUCAAAUCACUUUAAAGAUGGAGUUCUUCAAGACAUGGAAGCACAUGUGCAGAAUAAGUUGGUUGAAUCUCAAGAUAAGCUCUCUGAAUCUUUCAGAAGUUUUAGUUUUGCUUCUUCAUACCAUGCUGGAUUAUGUCCUAGUCCUUUGAUUAAUGAAUCACUAAAUGCAUCUUGGAAGUUUUUCAAUUUUGUUGGUGUGAAUGAAGAUAGUACUAGUUCAUUCACUAAUAGAAAAAUGACUGAAGCAGUACUGACAAUCAAUGGAAAGACAUCUGAAAUAAUAAUGGCUAAUGAAACAGCCUGUUCAUUGUUUGGAUACAGUGAACAAGAACUUUGUAAUAAUAUAAAAAUAUAUGAUCUUUUUACCAUGGAAGAGCGAGCAAAGCAAGAAAUUCUUAUAGAGAAAUCUGUUGAUGUUGCUGGAAAUAUCAUUAUGGUAUCUGGAAAAGUUUUAGAGGCUGUGGAUUCUUCUGGUAAUAUUUUUGUAGUUUCUGUUUGGAUGAAGCGUAUACAGAGUGGGGAUGAGCCUCGUUUUCUAGUUAUUUUGGAACCAGUACAAGUAAUGAAAGCAAGUUUCCUUAUUGGAUUUGAUGGAGAGAUCAAAGAUUGUGAUUUUUCAUUUGCCAUACUGCAUGGUUUCGAAGAUCCAGAAGAAAUUAUAGGAAUGAAUAUUUUAAAGCUCAUUCCGUCUUUAGUUUUACCAGUACCAGGAAUUCCUUUGGAAAAAAAUGUACGCAAGCAACAACUUACAUGCCGAACUAAAGACAUGAUUCCAUUUCCUUCGACAAUCAAAAUUAAAGUGCACAACCCAGACUUCCAUAAUCUUUACUUAGAAAAAGCACAAAUCUCCAGGUUUAAUACAUCGAAGCUUCUAUACAAUUGUUUAAUGUGGGUUUUUGCAAACAUCAGUGGAUUAGUGACUGUGUCUGAUGAUGGUGCAAUACGUAGUUGCAAUUGUAAUUUUGUGCGAACUUUUUUAGGUUAUACUAGUAAUGAACUUGCAGAAAAAAAUAUUACAUCCAUUAUACCUGAGUUUUAUUUACAAAUCGAACUUCUUUCUGUUGAAAACAAAUUCCAGACAAAAAGCAAGCUAGCAACGUUAACUGAAUAUAAAAAUUUGGAAGAAUUUUCUGAUUUAUCUAUUGGCAAAGUGCCUUUGGAUGGAAUUACUGACGAAAAGUUCUCUGAUGAAGUGACACCAAAUUUAGAAUCUAGUACACCAAAAUCAUGCUGUAAAAUUGAACUGGAAAAAAAUUUAGAACAAGUUGAAAUAGAUGAGAAAAAGAAACUAACAUUUAGUGAUUGCUCCCCUGAUGAGAAAUAUAAUUUUUUAAAAAGUUCUGACAAUUUGAAUAAAAAAAAUAAUGCUCCACUUUUAAAAAAUGAAAAAAAGCAAGACAUUUUGUACGAUUCUUUAGGUGAUUCUUUCAGUGAACUGUCAUUUUUAAAUAAGAACAAAGAUGAUGUACUUGUUGAGAAAAUGAAAUUUGAACCAGUUCACAAAAAAUCAAAUUAUUCAAUUAAUGAUGACAUUGCAGUUGUACAAACAAAAAUUGUUGAAGGUCAGUAUUAUGGACAAGCUAAACAUAAAGAUGGAUCACUUCUUCCUAUUCUUUUUGAGAUAAAGAAGAUUAGUAAAAAAAGUGAGCAAAUUUUUUGUAUAUGGAUAACACGAGAUCCAGAUGAAGAAAGCGAAGGAAGACAGCACCUUCUUCUUUCAAGUUAUAAUACAACUUUUAAUGCUUCCACAGGAUACUUUCAUGAGUUACUAAAAUCUGUGUCUGAAGCUGCUGCCGAAGACCCCGGAGUUGGUGAGUUUAAGCAGCAGUACAAUACUCUUGACUGCAUUGGAAAAGGUGCUUUUGGUUUUGUUAGUUUUGCAGAGCGAAAAUCUGAUAAAGAACAGGUUGUUGUAAAGUUCAUAAAAAAGGAGAAAGUUCUUAAAGAUGGAUGGGUGAAUGACAAUCAUUUGGGAAAAGUGCCACUUGAGAUUUAUAUUUUAUCAAGAAUUAAUCAUCCAAAUAUUGUUGAGAUGAUUACAGCUUAUGAAAAUGAACGGUUUUUUCAACUUGUUAUGAAGAAACAUGGUGAUGGAAUAGAUUUAUUUGCUUUUAUUGAGUUUAAACCUAUUCUAGAUGAACCUCUUGUCAGCUAUAUGUUCAGACAGGUUUUGCUGGCUGUAGAGUACUUGCAUUCUCAAAAUAUUCUUCACAGAGAUAUUAAAGAUGAGAACAUUAUUGUUGAUCGAUCUUUUCAACUGCAACUUAUUGACUUUGGUUCUGCAGCAUAUAUAGAACGUGGAAAGAUGUUUAACACCUUUUGCGGUACUGUUGAAUACUGUUCACCAGAAGUUUUACUUGGAAACAGCUACGAAGGUUUUGAACUUGAAAUGUGGUCGUUAGGUGUCACUCUAUAUACAUUAGUAUUUGGUGAACAUCCGUUUUUUGAAAUUGAAGAAACUAUUAAUGCCGAACUUUAUCCGCCGUGUAAAGUUUCAAACGAGCUAAUGUUUAUUAUUUGUUGGAUGCUUAAUCGCGAUGUCAAGUUUCGUGCCAAGCUUAAAGAUGUUAUAAAAUACCCAUGGUUUACUAGAAAUGUCGAUAUUUCGAAGUAUAAAUACGAAUACGUUAUAGGUGAAAACAUCGCAAGAUGUGAUUCUAACUCAACAUCAUCUUCGUCUUCAUCUUUGACUAGUAUAACUUCUUCUGACGAGGAAACUCCAAAGUUGAAAGCUAAUGAUGUUAAACCUGUAUCGUUAGAAUUGCCUUCAAAUCCAUUAUCAAAGUCGAUUUGAUGUCUAACAUUAUUUAAAGUUGUCAGUCUUAAAUUUUCAACCGAUUUUAAAACAGUAAAGUGGUUCUUUUAUGGAUUAUUUUUGAAACACUGCGUAACAGUAUCCAGUCUGUUAAUAUUUUGUAGCAAGUGAAAUAUCCUUAGUUAUGACGUAUUUUAUCUAAAUUGAUUACAUUUGUCAAUUUAAGAUUUUUUUUACAGAAAGUUUUUCUGGUUUUUAAACCUCUUUUCAUAUUCCUACUCUGAAGUAGCUGGCAACCUGCUAUUCUGUCGCAUUUUUUUUUUUAACAAUGUAGUUUUUAUGACUGGUUGUUUUGUUUAAAGUUGCAAUUUGUGGCAGUGCUGCACUUAAGCGGGCCAAAAACUGAAUACUGUUAGUUAUUUGCAGGUUGCCACCACUGCUUAUUAAAAAAUUAAUUUAUUCUCAUGUUUUGUUAUUUUUGCUAAAACGAUCACAUUGUCUUUUUUUAACUAAUGUAAAUGCGGCAGAUUUUAGUAAAUAUAAUUUUAUUGUGUGUUUGUCUGGCUCGUUAUAUUUAAAUGAUAUAUGAAGACUCCACGGGAAGAAACGGCAGGGUCACAUUUUUUCAUUUUGCAAUAACUCAUUUUUAAACUUUUAAACCUAUAUAACUUUUUUAUUUUUAGGGAAAGGAUU